Oncorhynchus mykiss (rainbow trout) is the source of this 5782-nucleotide messenger RNA. RefSeq names its product myelin transcription factor 1. Gene Ontology annotation, biological process: regulation of transcription by RNA polymerase II. NCBI's taxonomy places the organism in Eukaryota, Metazoa, Chordata, Actinopteri, Salmoniformes, Salmonidae. Gene Ontology annotation, cellular component: nucleus. Gene Ontology annotation, molecular function: DNA-binding transcription factor activity, RNA polymerase II-specific; RNA polymerase II cis-regulatory region sequence-specific DNA binding; zinc ion binding. The record is from RefSeq and is a predicted model, not a curated record.
UGUGGGAAAGGUAAGUCAAUAUUACGAUUUCUCGCUGACAAAGGCAAAUGAAGCCAUGUUUUUGCUUACAAACAAGUAACAUUUAACGCCUUGAUCUGGAGCUCGGCGCUGUCGCCCUAGUCAGGAGGCCGUCUUGCGCUCGCGUUUUCUCUGAUCGACAUCUGGAUAUUAUAGGCUACCGGACUAGAAUAUGUUUUAUUUUUUUUAGCUGUGACUGAGGACAUCGUCCACCAAACUACUUGACAACGAACUGAACUCACGCAAAAACACGAGGAAGACGUAUAGGGAAAAUCCUAAGGGAAUAUUUAGGGAUUCAGAAAAUGAGUUUCGGGGUGAGCUCCUGAAUCAGCGGUGGACGCGAGGCGAGAGGAUCAGCCGCUGCCAGCCCGCACAGAGACUGCAGAGCGGACCAAUCAAAAUGAGUGUGGAGAGUGAUGACAAGCGCAGCACACGCUCCAAGGGAAUCAGAGUUCCUAUAGAGCUUGUUGGACAAGAGCUGAGCUGCCCCACCCCUGGAUGCAAUGGCUCUGGCCACAUCAGUGGGAGAUAUUCACGACACAGAAGUGUGCUGGGCUGCCCCUUGGCCAGGAAGCGACGUCUGGCAGACGCUGAGGCAGAGCAGGACCAGCCGUCCUCUAAAAGAAAGUCCCACCCUCUAAAGCUGGUCAUGGACGAGGGCUUCAGCAUGGACAGUGAUGGGAGCAGCGAAGAGGCAGAGGAGGAGGCCAAAGAGGAGGACGAGAAGGAGGAGAAGACAGAAGAGCUGACCCAGGAACAGCCACAGCACGAAGAAGAAACCGAGGAGGAGCAGGAGGAAAGGCAGGAGAAGGAGACAGAGGAGGGGGAGAACACAGAUCAGGAAGAGGAGGAGAACACAGAUGCAGCUGAUGCAGAUGAAGAGGAAUGUAUGAUCAUUGAGCCGGUAUCUAGUAAAACAGCUUGCAAAGCUGAAGAGGGGGAAUGGCCUAAGAGAGAGGACUACUCCAGCUACCAUCAGAUCCUAGCCAACUCUCUACUCCACCUGGGCAGGGUCCCCGACACCACAGAGACCACCUCAAACGAGCCCGUUACCAUGGAGACAGAGGAAGAUGUCACAGCUGUGAAGCCCUCCGUUGUGGUAGUGGAACACUCAGAGGCGCAGGAGGAAGAGGAGGAGGGACAGGAGGAGGAAGAGGAGGAGCAGCAACCUGCAGAGAAAGAGGAGGAGGAAGAGGAGGAAGAGGAUGAGGAAGAGGAAGAUGAGGAAGAGGAAGAGGAGGAGGAUGAGGAGGAGGAGGGAAGUGUUAAAGUAAGUGAAGAACCUUCUGUUGUAGAUAGGGUGGAGGAGGAAGAGGAGGGGGAGGAGGAAGGUGAGAUUGAGGAGGCUAGAGAGGCUAUGACACAGAGAACCUUUGACCACCCAUACUUCACUGGAGACAUCCACCAGCAGCAGGACAAGGCUGAGGAAGAUGAAGAGGAGGAAGAGUAUGAAGAGGAGAGAAGGGAAGCAAAGCACCAGCCACAUGAGAUACUAGAGGAAGAGGAGGAGGAGGAGGAGGAGGAGGAGGAGGAUGAAGAUGACAUUGAGGAGGUGGACGUGAGAGUGCACCCUGUCUUCCUUCCCACCACCAUCACUGCAGCAGCUCAGGGACCAGCCACACAGAGGGAGAGAGAAGAGCACAGGGCCAGGACUACAGAGGAUUACAUCUCCCACAGGACCAGCCACCUAGAGAACUACAACCCCCACCGGACCAGCCCACUGGAGAACUACAACCCCCACAGAGUCAGCCCCUUACAGCACUACACCUCCCAUAAGGCUUCAGCAGCCUCUGACAUCAUCGAGGUGCGUUCAGAGGAUUCGGGUAGGGACUACGAUGAAGAAGAUGGUGAUGAGGAGGAAGAAGAUGACAGUUUGUCUCAGAGGUGGACAGAUGAGUCAGAGAUGUAUGAUAUGACCCGGGGCAACCUGGGGCUUCUGGAGCAGGCCAUCGCCCUGAAGGCAGAACAGGUGAAGGGGCCUCGCGACCUCCUCCUCCUCCGUCACCCCGUCGUCACCCCGGAGCACCACCACCGCUACUUCACCAUGGACGACCGGCCCAAACACCUGGACACCAUGCGCAAGAGCUACUUCAGCAGUAAAGCUGUCUCUACAGAGGGCAGCAGGCCAGAGAAGAGGGAGAUCAAAUGCCCCACCCCUGGCUGUGACGGGACUGGUCAUGUUACUGGACUCUACCCCCACCACCGCAGCCUGUCUGGCUGUCCUCACAAGGACAGGAUCCCUCCUGAGAUCCUGGCCAUGCAUGAGAACGUGCUGAAGUGUCCGACCCCAGGCUGCACCGGACAGGGCCAUGUCAACAGCAACCGCAACACCCACCGCAGUUUGUCAGGAUGCCCCAUCGCAGCCACAGAGAAGCUGUCCAAGAGCCACAACCUUGACAAGCAGCAUCUCUCCCAGCCAAUCAGAGAGCACCUCAAAGAAAGUCCCAACAACAAUGACAGAGUUUUAAGGCCCAUGUGUUUUGUGAAGCAGCUGGAAGUACCUCACUAUGGGCAGUACAGGCCCAAUAUGGUGCCUGCCACACCUCGUGCCAACCUGGCCAAGGAGCUGGAGAAGUACUCCAAGGUCUCCUUUGAUUAUGCAAGCUUCGACUGUCAGGUGUUUGGGAAACGCAUGCUUGCUCCAAAGAUACCGACCAGCGAAGCCUCACCCAAAGCCUUCAAAUCUAAACUCUCGUCCCCCAAGUCUUCUUCUCCCAGCCUCAGCCUGCAUGGAGGUUAUGGAAAGACUGCCUCCUCUUCUGCCUACGACUACUCCCAUGAAGCCCAGGCAGCCCACAUGGCUGCCACCGCUAUCCUAAACCUGUCCACACGCUGCUGGGAGAGGCCUGAGAACCUGAGCACCAAGCACCAGGACCUGGCUAGCAAGAGCAUGGACAUCGAGGUGGACGAGAAUGGGACUCUUGACCUGAGCAUGAAGAAGCCCGUCAAACGAGAGGGCACCAGCCCUGGGGUAUGUUCCCCGGACCCCUCCUCCUCUUCCUCCCUGCACCACGGAGGCAGCAGUGGCAUGACCUCGCCCCACACGGGCCACGCCUACAAACAGGAACACUGGGAGGAGCCUCUGGACUACACCAAACCUAACCGCCAGCGGGAGGAGGAUACAGAGGAGAUGGAGCACCACACAGCGCAGUCGUUUGCCUCGUCCGACCCUGAGGACAUGGACCUGAUGCAGGACUACCCCGAGGAGAGGAAGUACCCUGGAGAGGUCACCACCCCAAACUUCAAGGUCCAGUUCCAGCAGCCAAAGGAUUGCAAGAAAGAUGUGCUCCUGUGCCCCACUCCUGGCUGUGACGGCAGUGGCCACAUCACCGGAAACUAUGCAUCCCAUCGCAGUCUGUCUGGGUGUCCUCUUGCUGAUAAGAGUCUUCGGUCCCUCAUGGCGACCCACUCUGCUGAACUCAAGUGCCCCACUCCAGGAUGUGAUGGUUCAGGACAUAACACUGGAAACUACGCCUCCCACAGAAGUUUGUCUGGGUGCCCCCGUGCCAAGAAAGGUGGAUUAAAAACAUCUCCCACCAAGGACGACAAGGAGGACUCCGAGCUCUUAAAAUGCCCUGUGCCUGGCUGUGACAGCCUAGGUCACAUCAGUGGGAAGUACGCCACGCAUCGCAGUGCCUAUGGGUGCCCGCUGGCUGCCCGCAGGCAGAAGGAAGGGAUGCUCAACGGUAACCCUUUUUCCUGGAAGGCCUUCAAGACGGAGGCCCCCACCUGCCCCACCCCAGACUGCGAUGGAUCAGGACACGCCAACGGCAGCUUUCUCACACACCGCAGUCUCUCUGGCUGUCCCAGAGCCUCCUUUGCCAAGAAGAAAGCCAAGUUCCCUGGAGAGGAGUACCUGAGCACCAAGUUCAGGGCCAGUGGCGUUCUGGAUAAUGACGAGGACAUGAAGCAACUCAACAAGGAGAUCAAUGAGCUCAACGAGACCAACAACGAGAUGGAGACAGACAUGGUGAACCUGCAGACACAGAUCUCAUCCAUGGAGAAGAACCUGAAGAACAUUGAGGAUGAGAACAAGCUGAUUGAGGAGCAGAAUGAGGCUCUCUUCGUGGAGCUAUCUGGCCUCAGCCACGCCCUGAUCCGCAGCCUGGCCAACAUACGUCUCCCACACAUGCAGGAGCCAAUCACUGAGCAGAAUUUCAACAGCUACUUGAGCACCCUGACUGACAUGUACACCAACAAGGAGUGCUUCCAGAACCCGGAGAACAAGGCUCUGCUGGAGAGCAUCAACAAGGCUGUGAAGAGCAUCAAGGUGUGAAAACCUUGAGAGAAAAAAAAAAAGUGAAAAACAUGUAAAAGGAGAGAUGGAGUCAAGAGACCACAGUAUAUUUACCGAGAAUACAAAUACAAAAAGGGCAUUCAGGUUUUAUAAACGACAACUUAAAUUAAACCCAGGGAGCAUUCUGUAAAGAAGAAAAACUUAACUAGGACCAAAAUCCAAACCUGCUGCUGCUGGGAUCGGAAGGAGGAAGUGAAAUGGAACCAAAUCCUUCAGUUUGAAUUGAUGAGAAAAAAAAUCUAUAUCUGGGGAUUUGUUUGUUUGUGAUAUGUUAUCUUUUGUCGUUUUCAUGUCUGUCCUGUUUUGGAGGUGUCUCAUUGACUGUCCCAAUGUAUACUGUAAUUCAAGCUUUAGUUCAGCAACAAUUUGGAGAAGAACGAAAUAAAUAAAGAUGGGAAGUAGUGGGUCAGACCUGCCUACAUGAGGUGAAGAAAACCGUUGAGGAAAUAUCAAAAACCGAGCCGAUGAAACGCCAACUAAAGGCUUCAUUCAGAAAGGUUGCUCUGGGGCAGGAUAAGGAGAGCGUGCUUGUGAGCGGUGCAGCAACCCCUAUUGAGGAGAAGCAAAUGGAGAAUCACUGAACUCUGAGGUCAUCUUGAGCAAUGGUUCAUGUACUUAUUGUUGUUACUAUUGCAGCAAGAUGUCAACACGGCUCUAAUGUCUCAAAUCAGCGGAACAAAUCUUCAAAUGAAGAUUAAGUCACAAAUCACGGGGGAGUUUUUCUCUUCUGAAAAUCAACAGUACAGCCUGUACUAUAUUUUUAAUGGAACAACUGGUGUAUGAGAGCAGCAAAUACAGCCUUCUUUCCUUGAACUGAAUGAUGAUAGUAAUGGUCAAUUCCAGUUAGUCCUAUCAAUAGUUUUUAUGAACAUAGAAAUUGCACUUAAUUUCAAUGAAUAGUUUGUGGUACAAUAAUUCUUGUUAUAUAAAUUAUAAAACAUUUGUGAAUGCACAAAAUUGUAAUUUAUUGCCAUUUUAUGUUAAACUACUUGUAUUUAUUUAAUGUUAUCUAUUUAUUCACUUUAUUUUUUUGUUUUGUGAAACACAAAAUGCAACCCUGCUGGUCUAUCAUGGCCAUAAAGAUUUAAAACAGGGAGUCUUCGACAUCAAUAUUUAAAAAUCUCUAUAGAUAACUGUUCACACUUAAUUAUUUUAUAUAUCUUAUUUUAUUUUAAAUAUUUUUUUUUUUAACAUUUUUAAGUGCAGAUAUUUUAUAACUGACAAAAGUUUUGAUAAUUUUAUAAAAGUGUUUUCAUUUCUGUUAUUUCUGGUAAAGUAUCUUCAGAAGAUCCACGGCUUAAAAAGAAAGUAUGUAUUUAUUAUUUAUUUAAUAUUGAGGAAAUUGACUGUCACAUGGUUGUAUAUUUAUUUAGUCAUUUCUGUGUGUGCUGUGAUGGCUGAGUCUUAGUAGUCUUAAAAUCCAUUGCUAAUAUUUAAAUAAAGAAAAAAACAUGGCCCGAAAGAAAA